CUUGUUGCUUUUCGCGCAGCAAAAAGUUUACAUUCUUGUUUUGAAAUUCUAAUUAAAGCAGAAAAGCUGUCAAUUAACAAGUUAACACAGAAAUAACAAUAACAAUAACGAAAACUUGUUUUCAGUCCAAAAACCCCGAACAGCAGUUUAGUCAGCAAAACUUCGCACGAGUCGAUUUUGAGUCAUUUUUUAAGCGAAGCAAGUUGUGAUUUUUUUUUAAUUUUACAUUAAAGUUGAAUUCUUUGCUCUUACUUGAGUUCAGUUGCGUUCAAGCCGUAAAACUGGGUGCACGUAUUAUGUCCGCUGGUCGCGUUUUCAUUUAUGGAGGGAAGGGAGCCCUUGGCUCGGCCUGCGUUGAGCAUUUCAAAGCCAAAGACUACUGGGUUGGCAGCAUUGAUUUGAGUGAAAAUGAAAAGGCAGAUAUUAGCAUUGUCGUGCCACGCGAUUCGAGUUGGGAGGAUCAGGAAUCCUCUGUGGUAAGCCAGGUGGGCAACUCUCUGGCUGGUCAAAAACUGGAUGCUGUGAUCUGUGUGGCUGGUGGCUGGGCUGGUGGUAAUGCCAAGAAAGAUUUGGCCAAGAAUGCGGAUCUGAUGUGGCGGCAAAGCGUCUGGAGCAGCUGCAUCUCAGCCACAUUGGCUGCGCAGCAUUUGAAGGAAGGCGGUUUACUGGCGCUGACAGGUGCCAAGCCUGCCUUGGAGGGCACGCCCGGUAUGAUUGGCUACGGCAUGGCCAAGGCUGCAGUGCAUCAGCUGACACGCUCGCUGGGUGGCGAAAAUUCCGGCUUGCCCAUCGAUUCGCUUGUUCUUUCCAUUCUACCUGUUACCUUGGACACGCCAAUGAAUCGCAAAUGGAUGCCUAAAGCGGAUUUCAGCAGCUGGACACCUGUUGCUGAGGUAGCUGAACUCUUUGAAAAGUGGACGCAGUGCAAAGACCGACCGAAAACCGGUUCGUUGCUGCAGCUGAUCACGAAAAAUGGCAUUACGGAACUCAUUCCGGUGGAGUAGACUAUCAAGAUUCCAGAUUCUCAAACAAACUAAUACUGAUACAU
Messenger RNA from Drosophila hydei, 1048 nucleotides. It is a transcript of the gene Dhpr, whose product is annotated as dihydropteridine reductase. Gene Ontology annotation, cellular component: cytoplasm. The record is from RefSeq and is a predicted model, not a curated record. The coding region runs from base 297 to 1004 and encodes 235 amino acids. The transcript is spliced from 3 exons. Lineage: Eukaryota; Metazoa; Arthropoda; Insecta; Diptera; Drosophilidae. Gene Ontology annotation, molecular function: NADH binding; NADPH binding; 6,7-dihydropteridine reductase activity. Gene Ontology annotation, biological process: tetrahydrobiopterin biosynthetic process; L-phenylalanine catabolic process.